Sphenostylis stenocarpa is the source of this 330-nucleotide messenger RNA. NCBI's taxonomy places the organism in Eukaryota, Viridiplantae, Streptophyta, Magnoliopsida, Fabales, Fabaceae. The record is from the annotation of a GenBank genome assembly.
AUGGGUUUGUUGGAGCGCUUGGAAUGGGUGAAUGAUUACAGCAAGAAGCGUUGCAGGAGCUUGUUUUGGAGGGUGCGGGCUGCGCUCAAGAAAGCUCUGAAGAAUGGGGGCAAGCAGCGCCUCAAGUUCCAAUAUGAUCCUUCCAGUUAUGCGCUCAACUUCGAUGAUGGCUUUUGCGCGGCCAAGAAAUUCAUUGGAGAUGCACGACUCAUGGAGCUCACUGACAUCAACAACACCACCACCACCUUGGUUUAUGUGCUUUGGGAGUAUGAAACCACCGGAAGAACUAUCUACGAGGAAAUGGAUAUCGAUUUCAGUAAAUAUCUUUAG